AUGACCGCCACGCUCGACUACACGCAUGCGCCCUCCCAGUCGCAUCGCCCAGACCCGUCUCGCGCGCAAACGGCCACGACGACGCGUAUGCAGCAGCCAGCCGACACCACCCACCAACACCACCACCCGCCACACCCGCCGACGCUGUCGCAACCCGCCAGCCAAGAAUCCAUCGCCAGCAUACACAGCUCUUUCGGCGGCAGCAGCGCGCUCUCCAGACUGCAAGGCAGCGACACCAAUCUGUCACAACUCACCACCGACACCGCUCUGACGUCGCCCUCGUCCUCGGCUGACCUCACCCACGCAACUGCCACCCAUGCAACACCACACGCAACACAAACACACAAUCAUGUCCAACCGCCGCGCAAUAGGACUCCCGAAAAUGCCCAAUGUACACCCCACCUCAACAGCGCUGCCGACAGUGCACUAUAUAGCCCCAUGAGCAUCACCUCGCCCGUCGCGACCACCAAUGGCGCCAAGAGGACCGCGUCCGGCCACGUGAAGAACGCGCAUAGCAUAACCACCUCUCCGUACCACACCACUCCCCGCACAGCAGGACCCGAGUCGCGACGGGAGUCGCAGUCGUCCUCGGCGGGGAGCAAGGCGGGAGAGAUAGCAGCCACGUUGAGAGCGCGUCUCGGCUAUGCCAUGGCCAAGGUGCAGAAUGGGUGGGAGCACAAGUCGCUG
Molecule: messenger RNA, 687 nt
Organism: Sphaerulina musiva SO2202
Lineage: Eukaryota; Fungi; Ascomycota; Dothideomycetes; Mycosphaerellales; Mycosphaerellaceae
Exons: 1
Source: RefSeq, a predicted model, not a curated record